AGGUCUCCUGAUUUCACAUUCUGCUUCCACGGGACACGCGUAGUGCUUGAAGAAAAUCUUUAAAAGGAGACCGCAGGAAUUAAUCUCGUAAAGAACAUGAGACUUGAUCUUAUGGAGCAAGAUGUAGAUUUCUCUGAACCAUCACCAUCAAGCUGACGUGAGCAAGAAAAACAAAUCAACCAUCAUUCUAAAUGGACGUCACUCCUGUUGUCACGUCUGAGGCGUUUUCCACGAUCGCAUCCAUGGACCUUCUGAGAGUGUCCUCAAGCCUCGGAUCCCCUACAGGGGGUUUGAGCAAUUUGCAGACGAUGCCGGCUCCCCACACGUGCUCGUCCGACGUGAAGAUGGAAGUCAUGGAGAGCGAAUCGUCGCCGACAGCCCUCGACGCUCAUCCUACUGUUAUAUCUCGUGUCCCGGACAGUCCAUGCUGGCAGUCAUCCAAUGAUAGCAGCGAUGCGCUCUCCUCGUCUGGUAGAGUGCAGUUAACAGGUGAAAAGAGGAGCGAUGAUAAAUGCUGGGUGUGCGGAGAGAAAUCAAAUACUUUUCAUUACGGUAUAUUGUCUUGCGAAGGAUGCAAGAGCUUCUUCGCUAGGGCCAGCUCUAACCAUAUAAGCUACAACUGCCCAACCAAACAGUGUGUGAUUAAUAAGGAAACUCGGAAUCGAUGUAUGUACUGCCGAUGGAAGAAGUGUGUUGCCGUAGGCAUGUCAAAAACCGCUUCCAAACUUGGCCGCCGUUCCAAGCAGCUCAAGGCUCAGAUCGCAAAGCACGUGCCCAACAAAACGGCUCCAAUAUCAACAUCAUCAGACUCUGGUCUCGACAGCCCGAUCUGCAGUCCAAACGAUGGCUCUUCCCAUCCAAACACACCCAAGCAGCUCUCCUCCCCUACCCUGUCUGGCUAUGGGGAGUUCUCCCCUCUCAGGGAAGCAAGCUCUAAGUCUUCACGGCACAGCAUGGAGCUGAAUAGCCCUACUGGAAGUGUCUUUGUGCCAACGGAUACCUCAUCUACUCAAGAAGACUGUGAGCCACACUCUAGGAAGCACAAGCAUGCUGAUGACGAUAUCCAAUCCAUGCCCAUAAAAUCACCAUUGUCACACCAGUCGCUCCAGUGGCCGGAUGUGUCGUCAGUUCCGCUUCCAUCUCCGACCAGCGCCUGGUUCAAUGUCGUUGAGGACUCUCAGCUGGAAAAGUUUGCUGCUGAUAUCCAUCGCAUACGACUUGAGAGUUUCAUCUUUGAGUGCGCCCACAACCCCAAGCAGAAGGUGCCCCCAGCCAUAGACAUGGACUCCGUCCGUCAGGGCUGCCACAUGGUGGUGAAAGUACCCACGCCGUCACUAAUGGAAUCAAUGCUCGGUUGCAUGACAGACAUCAUCAGGAGAGUUGUUUCCUUCUGCAAACGAAUUCCUGGUUUUGCCGAGCUUCCCAUCCAUGACCGAACGUCGCUUAUCAAGAACAACAUGUUUGAGAUGGUGUUGGUCCACUCUUCGCAUCUGGUGGAACGGAACGAGCUGUUUGUGGUCAUGGGGGAUCCACAUCUCAUCCUUCCCAUGGAGUUACUGAAGAUGAUUCCCUUCAGUGGCACCAUUGUACCCCUCUUCAGACUCAACGACAGGAUACAAAGUCUAGGCUUGUCAUCCCGGGAAACCAGUUUGCUUUGUGCCAUGGUCAUGCUCGCGCCAGACGGAGAGGAUAUCGAACAUCGCGACACGAUCUCGGUUCUUCAGAACCGGGUUGCUCAAGCUCUUCGUAGAGAGAUCCGAUCUUCGUUACGAGUCGACCCCGAUGACACGUUCAUGCAGCUCUUCAUCGUGUUGCCAAUGCUCCGCGAAAUGAAUGUUUCCCAUCGCAACCUUGUCUCCAACUUCAAGAUGAAGAUGCCGGGGAUGUUCAGCGAUCUUCAUCAGGAGGUCUUCGAGUAGGUUCUUCUAUAACUCACCGAAUGACCGCGAAAACCUUUGAGGAGAUCAUCAAUGAUGUGUUUAAGUAGUAGAGUGCAUGAUGACCUACCGAUUACAAAUCCCAAUAAAACAUCAGAGUUACAAUUAAGGAUAACUUUUGGAUGUAAUCAAAUACACUUCGGAUUUGGGUGUUGUUGUUUUUUUAAUUACUAUUCAUUGCCUUCUAACACGAAGAUUCACAAAUCAUAUUGCAAAUAUCACAUAACGAUUUCUACCAUUUUGUUGAUCGCACGCAUUGAAAUGAUAUGGGCAGGAAUUGGCCAUGACCAAGUUGUUCUGACAAGUUCCUCCAUUGUAACUCAAUUUUCUAGCGUUGCCCAACGCGUGGAGCGUCGGAAUUCGUGUUUCACAAAAUAUGGGAAAUCGAAACGCUUUCGAGUUUCCUCCUUUAUUGUACUAAAUUCCAGAUGCGGAACGGAUCAACUCAUACAAGUAGGAUAUGAUGUGAAUCAAGGACCUAAAUCCCUAGUUGAGUUAUCCUUAAAUUGGAAAUUGGUGGCCUAGACUAUUUUUUUAUGACUCCAGCAGUGGAAACCAAGCAACCAAGCACUGAAAGGAAUCCAAAUUUAGUUGUAUACGUUUUUUUUUAAAUAAGGUAAUGUCUAUUUAGUUGAUAAAUAAUGGGAUAUAAUGUAUAUAUGUUUUAUCACUUACCACUGCUCAGUAGAGGACUCGUACAAAGAAUACGAUGAAUGCAUCCCGGAUGGUAUCGGGCUGUUUCACAUAGUGAUAUGUCAUGCUUAAAUCACACGAACAAAACUGACUCCAAACAGAUUUGAGGAAUAAGCAAGAGACGUGUUCGGUCUGGAGUCGGUUUUGCUGAAGUGCUUUUAGCAUCAGGUAUGCACUCUUAUUCUUGUGGGGUUUUUAAUUGUUGUUUUUUCUCUUAGAUUUAAAAAUACUUUGCGAGAGUACAUGUAGAGUGACAUAACACCAGUAGACAUCGGUUGUGGUUAAUUUUUCAUCAAUAAUUUUAUUUUGGGGAUUUUUGUGGGUUUGCGUUACAUGCUGUAUUGAAAUCAUACAUAGGUUAUAAAUGUGUAGGAAAUAUGCCUCCCACUCCCACAUCUCUCUGAAUUCCAUUUAAUUAUGAAAUCAUACAACUCUGUAUGGAAUAGUUUCCAAAGUUUCAAGGUACAAACAUUUUUUUUUCUUAUUACUCAUGUCAUAUAUAUUCCAAGAAACAGUGACUAAUGUUAGGGCUUCUAUUUUGGGAUUUAUUGUAAGGUUUAUUUUACCCCAGGACUGUGAAAAUUGCUUCUGUCUUGAAUUCUUUAAAAACCAUAUGGUCGGAUCGGAAAUUCGUUAAGGACUACGUGUCUUAUUUGGUUUCUAACUCUUACCCAGGCCUGGUGAAGGAGUAAUCCCCCUCCACAUAUGAUCGCACGAGCGCCGCGAAUAUUAAUUUACUCAGUGGUAGUGUGUGCGAUGUAAUUGGUAAAGUUGUAUGGGUAUUCUUUCCGAAAUAAUAACAUUUUAAUAUAUUAAUAUUAUGAAUGUAUUGAAUUUAUCAAUUUAUGAAUUUAUUAUGCUAAUUUAUGCAUAAAUCAUACUUUUGACUCUUAUUUUCGAAAAGAGACUCUUGGAGUUCUGAUUUUUUAUGUAAAAAAAAUCUUUAUAGCAUUCCUAGCAAUUGUGUUUAAAAAAAUCGGUUCAAAAAUCAAUUUCUUAUGUUUUUCAUUUUUAAUGAAUUUGUUAUGUAUUUCUUUGUUUUUCAACCUUUUGUUCUUUUUUGCUGAAUUUAUUGCAGAACCCUUUUAAAGCAGGAUUAUGACAAAUUCAGUUAAUUUCAGCUGAUGAAAGUAAAAAUAAUAAGCCUAAUUCUUUAUGAAUAAGGUGCGAAAACUCCAUUCGCAUUGACUUUUUAAACAAAAUUAUAUUUUGGAGCAAUUUGGAUCUGACUUGGGGCCUUUUCACACGUGAAGCUUGAAUCAUCAUUGUAAUGACGAUUGCUAAUGUUAUCGUGACUGUGAUUAACGUUCGUGAUUCUAAUCAUGAUCUAUAGUUUGUUUUCACACGUGCUAAAAAAAUCGUAAUGUGAAUGAUAUUCGUCAUUAGCCGAAUUUUUCACUGGAAUCAUCAUUCAAAUUACGAUUUUUUUUUUACCGUUUGAAAGGGCGGAUGCACAAAAUGUUGCUUAAUUUCGGAACCCGUACCCAUCCGUCGCAAAUUUUGUCUCAUAAGAUGCACAAGACUUGAAGAUAAAAAGUCAGUAACGCGAAGAUUCAAUGGAUGGAUUUAUUGAGAUAAAGACGGCCCAUUAAUAUUGAUCCGUUCAUCUCUGAUGUCUACCCGCCCUUUCACACGGUAAGAAAAUCGUGAUUUGAAUGAUGAUUCCAGUGGAAAAUAAGGCUAAUGACGAUUUUUUUUUUGCACGUGUGAAACCAAACUAGAAUCACGAAUUCUAAUCACAAUCACGAAUUCAAAUUCUACUCUGGAGGUGAAUUCCAGUUAAGUUUCAUUCAAAUGACGGUACGAAUUUUCCAUGUGAGAGG
Molecule: messenger RNA, 4453 nt
Organism: Lytechinus pictus (painted urchin)
Lineage: Eukaryota; Metazoa; Echinodermata; Echinoidea; Temnopleuroida; Toxopneustidae
Product: probable nuclear hormone receptor HR3
Exons: 5
Coding region: 192-1919 (575 amino acids)
Biological process (GO): regulation of transcription by RNA polymerase II
Cellular component (GO): nucleus
Molecular function (GO): RNA polymerase II cis-regulatory region sequence-specific DNA binding; zinc ion binding; nuclear receptor activity
Source: RefSeq, a predicted model, not a curated record